This is a messenger RNA of Castor canadensis (American beaver), 941 nucleotides long. It is a transcript of the gene Ptpmt1, whose product is annotated as protein tyrosine phosphatase mitochondrial 1. Gene Ontology annotation, cellular component: mitochondrion. Lineage: Eukaryota; Metazoa; Chordata; Mammalia; Rodentia; Castoridae. The record is from RefSeq and is a predicted model, not a curated record. Gene Ontology annotation, molecular function: phosphatidylinositol-4,5-bisphosphate 5-phosphatase activity; phosphoprotein phosphatase activity; phosphatidylglycerophosphatase activity. Gene Ontology annotation, biological process: protein dephosphorylation.
AUGGUGCCCGCCCCAGGGGCCCCAGGCCCCGGCGGAAAGGCCCCGGACCUCGCGGCCUCCGAGUCGCCUUCGCCGGGGAGAUCGGGCUCGGGCUCCAAGUUCUCGUCCCCGACUUCCUUCUCGCGGCCGCAGACCGCGAGUCCGGGGUCGGGCGGGUCGCCGCCGCGCCGGGCCGGGCGGGGCGGGAUGGCGGCGGCCGCGUGGCUGGAGGCCGGCCUGGCCCGGGUGCUCUUCUACCCGACGCUGCUCUACACGCUGUUCCGCGGGAACGCGCCCGGCCGCGCGCACCGCGAGUGGUACCACCGCAUGGACCGCACCGUGCUGCUGGGCGCGCUGCCGCUGCGGAGCAUGACGCACCGGCUGGUACGCGACGAGAACGUGCGCGGGGUGGUCACCAUGAACGAGGAGUAUGAGACCAGGUUCCUGUGCAACUCGGCCAAGGAAUGGAAGAAAGUAGGAGUCGAGCAACUGCGGCUCAGCACAGUAGACAUGACUGGGAUCCCCACCUUGGUGAACCUCCACCGAGGAGUCCAGUUUAUUCUCAAGUACCAGUCAUUGGGCCAGUGUGUCUACGUGCAUUGUAAGGCUGGGCGAUCCAGAAGUGCCACUAUGGUGGCGGCAUAUCUUAUUCAGGUGCACAACUGGAGCCCAGAGGAGGCUAUAGAAGCUAUCACCAAGAUCCGGUCACACAUCUGUAUCAAACCCGGGCAGCUGGAAGUUCUUAAAGAGUUCCACAAGGAGAUUUCUGCAGGGGCAGCAGGGAAUGACACAUCAAAUGUACGGAUUAGAAGGAACACCAGAUGACCCUGCUUGAUACAAAAUAAAAGUUUUAUAGUACCAAAGGGGCUUAAGCCAAGAUUUGACCUAACAGAAAUGUACUAAGUAGUCAAUAAUUUUGCUUCACCUUACUUCACUUUUCUGAAAUAACACUGUUGUAUGAC